Molecule: messenger RNA, 930 nt
Organism: Capsella rubella
Lineage: Eukaryota; Viridiplantae; Streptophyta; Magnoliopsida; Brassicales; Brassicaceae
Product: multiple organellar RNA editing factor 5, chloroplastic/mitochondrial
Exons: 4
Coding region: 36-725 (229 amino acids)
Biological process (GO): cytidine to uridine editing; mitochondrial mRNA modification
Cellular component (GO): mitochondrion
Source: RefSeq, a predicted model, not a curated record
CUGAGACUCUGACCUUCACUUAGAGCUUCACUUCAAUGGCGAAAACCCUAGCUCGCUCCACCGCGUCACGCAUCACCAAACGCUUCUUCUCCACCUCCGGAGCCACCGCUCCUUCUCCUUCUUACCUCCUCUCCCGUCGUUCAACCGCAGCGAUCUCCCAUGCCGUCGGAUUCGUCUCCUCCUUGAACCGUUUCACUACUGUUCGAACUCGCAUGGACCGGUCCGGUGGAUCGUACUCUCCGCUCAAAUCCGGUUCGAAUUUCAGCGAUCGACCACCCACUGAGAUGGCGCCGUUGUUUCCCGGCUGCGAUUAUGAGCAUUGGCUGAUUGUAAUGGACAAACCUGGAGGCGAAAACGCGACGAAGCAGCAAAUGAUUGAUUGCUAUGUUCAAACCCUAGCUAAAAUUCUCGGAAGUGAGGAAGAAGCUAAGAAGAAGAUAUAUAAUGUAUCGUGUGAAAGGUAUUUUGGAUUUGGCUGUGCGAUCGAUGAGGAGACGUCAAAUAAACUCGAAGGACUUCCUGGUGUUCUCUUCAUUCUACCAGAUUCUUAUGUUGAUCAAGAACACCAAGAUUACGGAGCUGAGCUAUUUGUCAAUGGAGAAAUAGUCCAACGUCCUCCAGAGAGACAGAGAAAGAUCACGGAGCUAACGACACAGAGAAGCUCCGAUAAACCAAAGUACCACGACAGGACCAGAUACGCCCGAAGGAGAGAGAACAUGCGUUGAAAUUGUAUCAAAGAUCUGAUAUCAGUGUCCAAUGAGCUUGUUUCCUAUUUCUAGCUUUCAUCAUGUAAUGGUUUUGUAGCUUUGAGUUUGGACCUGGAUUGGAACUGUUACUGGCAUAUACAUAUUUAUUUUGCCUUUCGAAAGAUGUCUCUGUAUCCAAGGUGAACCUAACUCCUUCGUAAUUAGUGAACAAUUUUUCAAUUAA